Adineta ricciae is the source of this 270-nucleotide messenger RNA. The record is from the annotation of a GenBank genome assembly. Lineage: Eukaryota; Metazoa; Rotifera; Eurotatoria; Adinetida; Adinetidae.
AUGAAUACAUGUAGCUUUACAUUUACCAGUAUACGUACAGGGCUUCCAGUACAUGUUACAGGCGUUGAACAGACAUGGAAUCAGCUAAAACACGAAUUCAAAUUACAUAUGAACGGUUUACCUAGUGCAACAUAUUAUAAAGUGAUUGGACCUGGUCCAGAAUUAUUUGCUGUUAUUGAUACGAUUGUUUUUUAUCAAUUAGAUGAACAUUGGCAUCCGUAUAAAACUGCAAUUAAUAUUGAACAUGGAACAAUGAAUAUUGAUGAGUAA